This is a messenger RNA of Scleropages formosus (Asian bonytongue), 1718 nucleotides long. It is a transcript of the gene syt10, whose product is annotated as synaptotagmin X. Gene Ontology annotation, cellular component: exocytic vesicle; plasma membrane. Gene Ontology annotation, molecular function: clathrin binding; SNARE binding; calcium ion binding. Bases 85 to 1653 code for a protein of 522 amino acids. Gene Ontology annotation, biological process: calcium-ion regulated exocytosis. The record is from RefSeq and is a predicted model, not a curated record. The transcript has 7 exons. Lineage: Eukaryota; Metazoa; Chordata; Actinopteri; Osteoglossiformes; Osteoglossidae.
GCUCAGACGUGCACGCGCCGCCGUCUCAGUACGGAAUCACUUUGACGAGUCUUCGGCCGGAAACUAUGACUUAACGCGAGAAAGAUGAGUAUCCAGACAGAAGACACGAUCAGCCUGUGCAAGAAGGCUCUCCAGAUCGUCACGGAGCUGUGUCUCGGAGGACAUGUGGACCGUCACAAGUGCUCCGAGAUAUUCCCCCUGGACAGCUCCAUACCAGGUAAAGGCGCUACAGACAUCUCCGUCAGUCUCCUUGCCUUGGUCGUCAGUUUCUGUGGUCUUGCCCUGUUGUUAGUCUCUCUCUUUGUGUUCUGGAAGCUGUGUUGGCCAGUUUGGAGGAACAAAGCUCUCACAUCUCAUGCCAAUAACGCCCCUCAGAGUGUCUCCGCCGCACCGCCGCCCGAGGAACCGCAGCCCGAGGAAAAAAGGGAGCCCGAAGUGAAGGUAAAUGGCAGGAACUCGGUGAAGGCCCUGGACACUGCCAUGAAGAUCAGCCAGACAUCUCCUGACAUCCCAGCUGAGGUACAGACCACUUUAAAAGAGCACCUCAUCAAGCAUGCCAGAGUCCAGCGACAGACCACAGAGCCCACCUCCUCCUCCAGGCACAACUCAUUCCGACGUCACCUACCACGGCAAAUGCAUGUGUCAAGUGUGGACUUCAGCAUGGAAACUUUGCCCAUGCGGCAGCCCUCCAACAGCCUGGGUAGGAUCAAGCCGGAGCUUUACAAGCAGAAGUCCGUUGACUCAGAAGAUGGGAACAAGGAGAAUGUAGAGACGUGUGGCAAGCUGAGCUUCUCACUGCAGUAUGACUAUGAGAACCAGAGCCUGGUAGUGAAGAUCCUCAAAGCUCUGGACCUUCCAGCAAAGGACUUCACCGGUACUUCGGACCCCUAUGUGAAGAUAUACCUGUUGCCUGAGAGGAAGAAGAAGUUUCAGACACGAGUGCAUCGCAAAACACUCAACCCUGUGUUUGAUGAGACCUUCCAGUUUCCGGUGGAGUACGAUCAGAUAUGCAACAGGAAGUUGCAUUUUAGUGUAUACGACUUUGACCGUUUCACCAGCCAUGACAUGAUAGGGGAAGUGUUGGUAGACAACCUCUUUGAGCUGUCUGACCUCUCCAGAGAAGCAAUUGUGUGGAAGGAUAUCCAUUGUGCUACAACGGAAAGUGUCGACCUGGGAGAGAUCAUGUACUCACUCUGCUACCUGCCCACGGCUGGGAGAAUGACUCUGACUGUCAUCAAGUGUCGAAACCUCAAAGCCAUGGACAUCACAGGUUACUCAGACCCUUAUGUUAAAGUGUGGCUGAUGUGUGAGGGACGGAGAUUAAAAAAGCGAAAAACAACAACAAAAAAGAACACGCUCAAUCCGGUUUACAACGAGGCCAUUAUUUUCGACAUCCCUCCAGAGAAUGUGGAGCAAGUUAGUCUGUCCAUCAUAGUGAUGGAUUAUGACCGGGUUGGACACAAUGAGGUGAUUGGUGUGUGCAGAGCGGGACCAGAUGCCGAAGGUUUGGGUCGAGACCAUUGGAACGAAAUGCUAGCCUAUCCUCGAAAGCCCAUCACACAUUGGCAUGCCUUGGGAGAGUGGCCAGGAAGGGCCAGCAGCUUUGACAGUCAGGGGUCCUGUCCAUCACCCAAGCCUUCUAUGACUCCGUAAGACAGCCUCAACAUGAAAAAAAUACUAACUGAUUCCUAUAGAUUUUGUUCACAUUAGCAACAUAU